GGUUUCUUGUGACGCAUGAGAAGGAGGCUGAUGAUUUUGUGCUCAAAACUGCGAUGUGAAACUAGCCUGAUGCUAAUAAUAUUAAGAUGGCAGAAGUUCAUUAGUUGAAAGAGAUCGCAGUAGUAAAAAUGGAUGAGGAUAUGCACAGAGAUGUUAAUUCUGAGAAAGGUGACUUCCCAUUUGGAUUUUACCAUGAGUUGAAGGGGCCAGCCCUGAAUAAUGGGAGUGCUGUUUUUUCCGAUAAGAACCUCAACGAACCGACAGAAUCAUUCAUCAUUGUAUUAAUACUUUGUUUGAUUUUGUUUAUCAUCACUGUCUUGUUAUUUUCAUGGCUGAGAACAAAGCUGAAGAGGAUAUAUACGCCAAGGCUUCUGCUGAUGCCCGAUCAACGCCUACCUCAAGGAAAAUUACCCAGCACUCUAUUUGCCUGGGUUACGCCUGCCAUGAUGAUCAACGAUGAUGAUAUAUUCAAUCAUCUUGGUCUCGAUGCUUUAAUCUAUCUCAGGUUCCUCAGACUUUUGCUUAAAGCUGCAAUAUUUACACUGCCAUACGGGAUUUUCAUUUUGAUUCCGCUGAAUGUAAACGGCGGGAUGAAAUUGAAAGAAGGCCUUGACAAGAUAUCAAUGUCAAACGUGAAAUUAGAGUCACCGAAGUUAUGGGCCCAUUUGCUUGCUGUUUGGAUAUAUUCGCUUGUAUUCCUGUAUAUUAUAAAGAAGGAAUGGGAAGUUUUUGUGCUGUAUAGGCAAAUAUACUUGACCAAAAGACGUGCAAAAGGGCAUGUGGUGUUGGUGCAAGAUAUUCCAAAGGAGAAUCAAGAAGAUAUGAAAUUUGAAAAUUUUGCUGCCUCCUUGUUCCCAAACCAGGUUUACAGUUCUUAUCUGGUCAAGAAUCUUAAGAGGUGGAAGAAUUUGAUUGAAAAGCACAACAACCUGGUUAGAAAACGAGAUCAUAUACAGGCUGUAGAAAUGCGAAAUCUAGAUAGUGAAACCCAGCUGGUAUCUCCAUUAAGGAGUAAGAUAGGUAUCAUUGAUCAAAAGCUUCAGGUUGUUCAAGAAUUGCUUCAUGAAGAGAAAGAUGCCCCACACAGUCCAGUCCCAUCAGGGUUUGUUGUUUUUAAAACCCCUGCUUCACAAGCAGUUGCUGCUCAGGUUAUUUGGGAUUUUCAAGCUGGGAGCUACAAAAUAUCACCUGCACCUGACGCAUUUGAAGUAUUGUGGGAGAAUCUAGCCCUGCCAGCUUGGAACAGAUCUAUUCGAAGAUUCCUGGCAUAUCUAAUGGUUGCUGGUCUAAUCAUACUUUGGGCUGUUCCGGUCACAUUCAUUGCCAGUUUGACAAAUUUACAGACUUUAGCAAAGAAGCUGAAAUUCCUAGAUUCGUUUGCUACCGACCUGUCAAUGGUUACUCAAGCAUUGCUCCAGGGCUUGGUACCUGUUGUAUUGACUGCCAUUUUCAACCUUCUCCUGCCAUAUAUUUUGGAAAGAAUUGGAAGGUUCAGUGGUAUCGUCUCCAAGUCUGGCACAAAUUUAUUUGUCUUCAGUUAUUUGACCCUUUUCCUUAUUUGCAACACCUUCUUCUUCUUUAUGCUUGCUGGGUCAUUCUUUUCAAAAAUUCAGCAAAUAAUGGAGGCUCCACAUAGAAUAACAGACGAAUUGGCCAUAUCGCUUCCAAGACAAGCUAACUUCUAUUUAUGUUACGUCAGCUUGAUGGCAUUUGUUGGUACUGGAUAUGAACUGACACGAAUCCCUACUUUGAUCAUGGUUCAACUCUAUCUUAAGUGCUGGGCAAAAUCAUCGAGGGAACGGCUAGAAGCGUGGAAGCCAGGAGACCCACCUUAUGCCAACUUGUUCGCAAAUGACGUCUUGAUAUUUCUCAUUGCAAUAACAUACUCCGUAAUUUCGCCUGUCAUUAUCCCCGCUGUUAUCGUCUACUUUGGGUACCGAUACAUUGUUUGGGUGAAUCAGUUACUUCAUGUUUAUAUGCAAGAGAUUGAUCUUGGUGGGCGUCUAUGGCCGCGCGUCUCUUCAAGUGUUGGCAUUGGUGUACUGGUCUUUCAGCUCAUGAUGAUUGGCGUCUUCACAUUUAAGCAGGCCUAUUGGAUCGUUGCCUGUGCAAGUCCCUUGCCUUUCAUAACGGUCGCCAGCUGGUCCUUUAUUCACAAAAGAUAUGAAAAAGUCAGCAAAUAUCUGUCAGUGAGUGAAGGCCGAACUGUUCGAGGUGCUAACCCCCAAUUUCUGCAGACCGUGUCAGAUAGCUACGUGCGCGACCGUACCUGUCCUGGAUUGUUUGAAUUAAGCAAGCCCCAACGUUUGGAAUAUGCUGAGGACGAUCCAGAAUACAUGCCAAUUGAAAACGAGAAUGCAAAUGGCCUUUGAACUGAGGCUGCUCAAUGCUACGCUGAAUUUAUGAUACUGUUUACUUUUGAAACUUUAACUAGGUCGUAGUAUCUUAAAAAAAAUCUAAUUAGUAAUUAAGUAUUUCGCUGCCAAUUUAAUUUAUUGCUAUCAUCACUGUAUCAUAAUUAAGGCAAUUGGAUGGUCCCACUAGAUAACUGAUUCAGCUCUCAAUUGACAUACGUUGGGGUCAUCUAAAAUAUUUCUAUAUCAUGCAAAAUAGCAAAAGUUUUGUUACCGCUUACCGGUAAUAAAAGGUAUAGGUUCACCCUGUACAGAAUUGGCUGUUGAUUAAAUAUAUAGUUUCAAAGAUAUAUGAAUAUAUUCGCUAAGCCAUGCUGCUCAGCUGAUUUUGAUAUCAGAAAAAUAAGAAUUUUCAGAUUUGGACAGAACAAAUGAGUUGAACAGUAGUACACAGUUCUUCUAGUACACCCAUUCGUAUUGGUACUAUCGCUUCACUGCAGUUUGCAUUCUAUGUUGUUAUAAGUUGUUAGUUCGAUUAUUGCUUGGUGUUUUUUGUUCGUAAAAUAUGGCACUGCAUGUAAAUAACAAUCUUACUCA
Messenger RNA from Rhopilema esculentum, 2951 nucleotides. RefSeq lists its product as uncharacterized. Gene Ontology annotation, molecular function: calcium-activated cation channel activity. The record is from RefSeq and is a predicted model, not a curated record. Lineage: Eukaryota; Metazoa; Cnidaria; Scyphozoa; Rhizostomeae; Rhizostomatidae. Gene Ontology annotation, cellular component: plasma membrane.